AAGCCGGGCUGAACGCCGGAGCUUGCCGGCAGUCACCGAUGCUUCUCUCUCCUUGCCGGCGUGGCUCCAGGAGGUGGUCUCUCACUGCAAGAAGCUGACCAAGAAGAACAAGGAGCAGCUUUCGGAGAUGAUGUCCCUAGACAAGCAGAAGGGGCUCAAGGCGCUCAGCAAGGAGAAGCGGCAGAAGCUGGAGGCCUACCAGCAUCUCUUCUACCUGCUGCAGACCCAGCCUGCGUACUUGGCCAGGCUGAUCUUCCAGAUGCCCCAGAACAAGUCCACCAAGUUCAUGGAGUCGGUGAUCUUUACGCUUUACAACUACGCAUCCAACCCACGGGAGGCUUACCUGCUGCUCCAGCUCUUCAAAGCAGCGCUGCAGGAGGAGAUCAGGUCCAAGGUGGACCACGUCCAUGACAUCCUGACGGGGAACGCCACGGUGAUCCGGCUGGUGGUCAGCUUCUACCGUAACGCGCGUGGGCAGAACGCCCUGCGGCAGAUCCUGGGUGGCCCGGUGCAGGAGGUCCUGCAGGACAAGACCCUCAACAUCCGCACCAACCCUGUGGACAUCUACAAGGGGUGGAUCAACCAGACCGAGUCGCAGAGCGGGCAGAAAAGCAAGCUCCCGUACGAGGUCAGCCCUGAGCAGGCUCUCAGCCACCCCGAGGUCCGAAGGCGACUGGAUAUUUCUAUCCGCAACCUCCUCGCCAUGACGGACAAGUUUGUCUCUGCCAUCACCUCUUCUGUAGACAAGAUCCCCUAUGGGAUGCGCUACGUGGCCAAAAUCCUGAGGACAUCCUUGGUUGAGAAAUUCCCCAAGGCCUCGGCGGAGGAGAUCGACAAGGUCGUGGGGAACCUGCUCUACUACCGCUUCAUGAACCCAGCGGUGGUGGCCCCCGACGGCUUUGACAUCGUGGACAUCUCGGCCGGGGUGACCCUGCAUCCCGACCACCGUCGCAGCCUGGGCUCCAUCGCCAAAGUGCUGCAGCACGCGGCGGCCCGCAAGGCAUUCGAUGGGGAGAACGCGCAUCUCUGCGGGGUCAACCGGUACCUGGAGGACACCCACAACAAGUUCAGGAGGUUCAUCUCUGCUGCCUGCUGUGUCCCUGAGCCAGAAGAGAGGUUUAACGUGGAUGAGUACUCGGAGAUGGUGGCCGUGGCCAAACCGGUCAUCUACAUCACGGUGGGGGAGCUCAUCAACACGCACAAGCUCCUGCUCGAGCACCAGGACUCCAUCGCUCCGCACCACGGAGACCCCUUGCACGAGCUUCUGGAAGACCUCGAUGAGCUUCCUACGGUCCAGUCCCUCGUCGGGGAGAGCGUUGCCAGCCCGGCGGACGGCAAUGCCGAGCAGGUGCUUUCCCAGCUCGGCAAAACGGAGAUUUCCCUUACCCUCACCGGCAAGCUGGUGCCGGCGGCCAGCAGCGAGGACGACACGAGGAGCUUGCUGUUGAGCACCAAGCAGAUGCUGGUGGAUGUGAUCCAGUCCCAGGCAGGAGAUUCCCUCCCGGAGAUCCUGUGGACAACGGCCUCGGAGCACGAGGAAGCCUCCCACGACCACCUCAUGCACAGACGAGCUCUGCGGGAUGCCCGGACCCCUGCCAAGCUGAAACGCAACCGUUCCCUGGCUGCGAACGGCCAACUCUCCAUGGAGGAGAAGAAACGCAAGAUCAUCCGCAACCUGCGGCGCUUGGAAAGCCUGGGGCUGGUGGACUCUGCCCAUCAGUACCAGGAGCUCGUCAACGAGCUGGCCAAGGACAUCCGCAACCAGAGAGAACUCCUGAAGCUGAGGCAGACCUUGGAGGGCCUCAACGCCAAGACCUUGUUUUAUGAGGAGCAAAUCGAUUAUUACAACCAAUACAUCAAGACCUGCCUCGACAACCUGGCAGCCAGCAG
Messenger RNA from Cariama cristata (Red-legged seriema), 1890 nucleotides. Its product is annotated as ras GTPase-activating-like protein IQGAP3. Gene Ontology annotation, biological process: regulation of GTPase activity; regulation of actin cytoskeleton organization. Lineage: Eukaryota; Metazoa; Chordata; Aves; Cariamiformes; Cariamidae. The record is from RefSeq and is a predicted model, not a curated record. Gene Ontology annotation, molecular function: calmodulin binding; actin filament binding; GTPase activator activity. Gene Ontology annotation, cellular component: cytoplasm.